Mycena indigotica is the source of this 1251-nucleotide messenger RNA. Its product is annotated as MYND-type domain-containing protein. The record is from RefSeq and is a predicted model, not a curated record. The coding region runs from base 1 to 1251 and encodes 416 amino acids. The transcript is spliced from 8 exons. Gene Ontology annotation, molecular function: kinase activity. NCBI's taxonomy places the organism in Eukaryota, Fungi, Basidiomycota, Agaricomycetes, Agaricales, Mycenaceae.
AUGGAUAAACGCUUUGGGGCAGAAAGUAUUCUAGGAUUCGGUGGAGGUAUUGUCUCAGAAGCCUCCCAAAAAGCAACCGAAAAGGCCGCCGACUUGUGUCGUCGCAGACGGCCGAACGAGGCUGUACCGUAUCUCAUGGAGGCUAUCAAGGAUCCUAACAACCUUGACGCGUACAUCGAACUCGCUUUCAUCUCCCCCGACCCAGUUGACGUCCUAGAAGUCGCUGCACUUAAAGGACGGAAGCUGCUGUUGAAUAUUCUGGGUCCAACUGCGUUCGCCGACACGGGCCCUUAUGUUGGCAAGUUUUGGGAUAUUGCGCCGGCGCGUCCAUAUAUGCGAAUUCUUCAAGCCCAAGUGCGGCUCUACGUGGAGAUUAAACAAGCAUAUAAAAAAGCGGCUGCGACCGCCAUCGAAAUGUUGCGCCUUUGUCCGGGCGACAACAUGGGCCAGCGCAGCUGGCUCGGUGCCCUUCUCUUGCACAGUUCUCGUCCAGCCGACGCACUCUACUUCUCCCAAAUCUGGAUCGACAACUUUACCGCACGCACUCCUGAAAAUGCGAUUCCUGCUCGGGGCGGCACCGAUUUUAAGGCGCCACGAAAUGGCGUAAUACCGUCCGCGCGAGAUGGCUCAGACUGGAUGCCCGCCGUCCAUCUAUAUGACUCUGCGUUGGCAGCAUUCAUGUUGUACGGCGCCGAUUCCGAAGAAGCACGCGAGUAUCUCAGGCUAGCAGCCGCGGCUAAUCCGCACAUCAUCACCAAAAUUUUGGUUGGUGCACCUAAGCCUUCUUCACAGAACCACGCUCCUCGUCAGCCAAAUGGACCAGAGGAUGCACAAGACUACCGUUGGCUCGCCCACGAGUUGUGGACGGCAUCGGCGGUCCUCAACUGGGUGAAGGAGUGCAUGAAAGCCGGUGAACCCGCCUCAUCGAAGUCGUUAUCUGAUAUCGUCCUGAAACGAUGUGGCAAUCCGGCCUGCAACGAGCAAGAAGCCCAAGUUCAAGAAUUCAAGCGCUGCGCGGGAUGUCAUCUGAUCUCCUACUGUGGUUCCGAGUGCCAAAAGACGGACUGGCGUCGACACAAACAAGCUUGCAAGGAGCGUGAGCAGAUCAAGCAAGCACGUAAAGGACUUAUGAAGGGGAAAGGGAACGUCACCGACAUGCCGGUGUUUACGCUCGACCUUGCUGGGGGCGUGCCCGUGGUCUACGACGGGGAGAAGCGAAAGGCCAUGCCGAUGCCUUUUCCAAGCAGUUGA